CUUGUACUUCUCUUUCUUCUCGAUUCUUUGCGACUGUGAUGACUUCGAGAAUUGCUAGUGAACGCAAUCAGAAGCUCGUUGGGGAGCUGGCGCUCCUUCCUGGGAAUGACAUCUGUGCUGACUGUAAGGCUCGCAAUCCUCGAUGGACAUCGCACAAUCUGGGUAUAUUCCUCUGCGUGAAUUGUGCGAGCAUUCACCGAAAGAUCGGCACUCACAUUACGAAAGUUAAGAGCUUAACGAUGGACUCGUGGACGAAAGAGCAAGUCGAGAAUAUGAAAAACAUGGGCAACGUCAAGUCGAAUGCGAUCUUUAAUCCUAAUGAGAUACGCCAUCCACCUCCUCCUAGUCUGAUGGAUCCGGAGAGAGACAGCGAGCUUGAGCAGUACAUCCGAUCAAAGUACGAAUAUAAACGAUUUUUGGACAAGUCUGCUCUUGUCGCGUCCAAGCUCGGUCCGUCACGUUCGGCACGGUCUAUUUCGCCGCGCCCACAGACGACACCGCUGGAGAAGCCGUCCCCGACACCGCCGAAUGUCAGCCGUCCGUCUACCGCUGCCCUUCCCCAGCAAUCCCGGUCUGCUUCUCAGCCUAUGAUCUCUACAGUGCAAACGCGACCUGUAGUUCAGCCACAGCAGCAGCAGCAGCAGCAGCAACAACCUCAGGGCGGGGUAUGGGCAGACCUCAUUUCGCUACAGACACCCUCUGUGAGCUCAUCGUUACCACUCCAAUAUCAAGCUCCACCACAACAGAUACCAUCAUUUGCGACAUCUGCCUCUCUACCCACUCUCAAUACGCAGCUGUCUGGGUUUCACAUGACUGGGUUCCAGCCUACUAUGGGAACCGGCAUGGGAAUGGGAUUGAAUCCCUUCCACCAACAACUUCAAUAUACUAACCCGUUCCCUCAGCAAUCCUUUACUCCACAACAAUCGGUUAACAACCCCUUCCCUCAGCAGAACUUUGUCCCGCAGCAGCAGCAAUACUUCCCGGGCCAGCCUUCGAUGCAAUCGCCUGGUAUACAGGUGUUCGCACCUACCCCGCAGCAGCAGGGUCAGUUCUCACCGGCCUCCCCCAUGGUUAUGUCCAAUACACCUCAACUUAUGUCUACGACGCCCCAGCUCAUGUCGACAACGCCACAGUUGACACCUUCCCCGGGUAUUUCGUUCAUACCUCAGCAACAGCAGACAUAUGCUACUGCAGGACCACCUCCGAUGGGCGGUGGAGCGUGGGGGCAGCCCACUUACACGAACAAUAAUAAUGGGUACACUAUGCAAGGACAAUGGGGCUCAAUGUAGUGCCCCAACAGACUACGACCUCUCUCCUUUCUGCUACUUAAAAUAAUAGUGGACCUGGCCGCCUAAUUUGGUUUUAUUUUUGCGCUUCCUUGUUUCGGGUACGCGAAGACUCGUGGAAUUUGUGGAUAUUUUUGUUUUUACGCAGUUACUCAUUUAUCAUUUGUAUCGUACAUUUCGGCAGAACAAUAAUGUUGUGUGGAAGAUUUGAUGAAGGCUGAGCCAACGUAUUGUGGUUAUUGUCGAAGCGACGUCUCAACCAGCAUUCUUUUUGUAA
Molecule: messenger RNA, 1563 nt
Organism: Desarmillaria tabescens
Lineage: Eukaryota; Fungi; Basidiomycota; Agaricomycetes; Agaricales; Physalacriaceae
Exons: 6
Coding region: 39-1289 (416 amino acids)
Cellular component (GO): cytoplasm
Molecular function (GO): GTPase activator activity
Source: RefSeq, a predicted model, not a curated record